AGCCUAUGGAAGAGCACACACCGCUUUCUUUCGUUUCAGGAAAAAAAAUCUGUAUUCUUUCGAACCCCCAAAGCUUGCUGUGUCUUGCUGACUUUUCUCUUUCUCUCUCCUCCCCCUCUUCCUCUCUCUUUAUCUCUCCUCCAAAGGGUGUUCAAUCUUUCCCAUGGCGCUUCUCAAUCUCACAACCUCCUUUCGAUCGCCUCUUUGAAGCACAGGCAAAGGAGGGAGAUUUUGUCGCUCCAAUUUUCUCGAUUUCCCCACUUGAAAUAAGCUCAAGCUUCACCUAAAUGCAAAAAAUAAAUCCCUCUUUCUCUCUCUCUCUCUUAAGCAAGUCGGCUGCAAUUCGCCUAUUUCAAUUUCAGGUUUCUUUCUACUUGUAUCUUUUUUGAAGAUUUUUUAGUUUUGAUGUGUUGAGUUGAUUUGUGUAACUUUCUGGGUUUUCCGAAUUGUUCAAUUUUUUUGUUUUAAAGUUAGUUAAUUUGGAAAUUUUACGAAUUUUAGAUUAUUUAGUUAUCUUUAUCUAUCUGGGGUUAUCUUGUUCGGACGAAAUUCGGUCUUUUCUGGGCCAAUCUUGAUUUGAUGGGAAAAGUUAGGUUUUGUCUUUAAUUUUGGGUUUUCAGCUGAAUUUGUAGGAGAUUUGCUCUGCUAUAUGGUUGAAAUUAAGAAUUUUGAUUGGAUUUUGGGCAUAAUUAGGGCAAGUAGAGAGUAGAGUAAAAAUAAAUCCCUAAUUGGUGUUUGUCUGAAAAGUGAUGGGUGAUCGAACGGAUGAUAUGAUGAAUUUAGACUUAAAUUUAGGACCUGUGUCUCCAGCGUCGCCUGUGUUAGGUGCAGGAACAGGGCCGUCAUCAGGGGAAUCUGUGAACGUUGUUGGGUGGGAAUCACCUUAUUUUAGGGAAGCUAUUAGGCAAAGAAGUAGGCAUAGGUGGCGUUGGAGACAAAGUCAGCUACCACUUGGACCUCAUUCUCUGAGAUUGAUGGUUGAUUCAGAUAGUAAUGGUAGUGAUCCUGGUGUUGAUGAGGAGGAUAAUGGUGGGACAUUACUAGCUGGGGAAGGGAGUGUUACUGCUGAGCUACGAAGCCAUCAAGUGGUCAAGACUUGUGAGAAUAAUGUGAUUCCUGUGGAGAAGGAUUUAGUUGCUGAUAAGGAAGACAUUGAAAAGCCAAACUCGGAGGAGGGAAGUUUUUUCGAUUGUAAUAUAUGUUUUGAUUUGGCCAAAGAACCUGUUGUUACUUGUUGUGGCCAUUUGUUUUGUUGGCCAUGCAUAUAUCGAUGGUUGCAUAUUCAUUCAGAUGCCAAAGAAUGCCCUGUCUGCAAAGGAGAAGUUUCACUUAAGAAUGUAACUCCAAUUUAUGGACGUGGGAACCACAUCCAUGAACCAGAGGAGGAUGCAGGAAUCAAGGUCCCUGUGAGGCCCUCAGCACGCCGAGUUGAGAGCCUGAGGCAAACUAUUCAGAGGACAGCAUCAUCUUUUCCCAUGGAGGAGAUGAUUCGGCGUCUUGGAGCUCGUUUUGAAUUGACCAGGGAUUAUUUUCAGCACGCAAAUGCAAAUGCUAAUGCGGAUGGUGAUUCAGACUUGCCUACAAGGGCAUCAAUCCUGAAUAGGUUUAUGACUACUCGAGCAUUGCGUAGGGAACAAAGGGAACAAAAUCCUCCCAUACCUCCUGAAGAAGUGGUUGAUUUAACACAGGAUAGACCUGAGAUCAUUAUACCUCGCAGGCUUCCACCUUUGACUUAUAGAAGAGGGCAGCUGCACAGAAGUGGUGCUACUCUCUCACCUGCUGCUGAUAGGUAUGUUGAAGCAUAUUUUCAUCGGUCUCCACCAGGAAGGAGCCAAGAGCUGCAGCCACCAUCAGUGGAUGACCGGGACUCUUUCUCAAGCAUAGCUGCUGCUAUUCAUGGAGAGAGCCAAACAAUGGAUACAGCUGUUGAAAUAGAUUCACUGGUGUCCCUCUCUACAUCAACUUCAAGACGGAGACAUGAUCCUUCUAGAACCUCUGAUAUGGAUAGUGGCGAUUCUCGUGCUCCACGGAGGAGGAGGCUGAACUAGAUGAAGAGAAACAACAAAGCUCCGUUUUAAAAUCAACAAUACAGUUGAGUUAUAUGUAGUCCCUUGUAAUUGUCUUUUCUUUGUUGACUUUAAUUUACUAUGUAACGGACUUUCUUAUUUCAAUAAUUAAUUGUAGGGAUGUGUACUUGAGUUACACAACUUGUUUCUA
Spinacia oleracea (spinach) is the source of this 2217-nucleotide messenger RNA. RefSeq lists its product as uncharacterized. Bases 750 to 2048 code for a protein of 432 amino acids. NCBI's taxonomy places the organism in Eukaryota, Viridiplantae, Streptophyta, Magnoliopsida, Caryophyllales, Amaranthaceae. Gene Ontology annotation, cellular component: endoplasmic reticulum. Gene Ontology annotation, biological process: ubiquitin-dependent protein catabolic process. The transcript has a single exon. The record is from RefSeq and is a predicted model, not a curated record. Gene Ontology annotation, molecular function: ubiquitin protein ligase activity.